Molecule: messenger RNA, 2228 nt
Organism: Psylliodes chrysocephalus
Lineage: Eukaryota; Metazoa; Arthropoda; Insecta; Coleoptera; Chrysomelidae
Source: the annotation of a GenBank genome assembly
CAAUUUAAAAUGCAUUUUAUUUUUUAUAAAUUGUUAUUCAGUCACAAUUGAAGUACUAAAUUAGACCAAUUUGGUUUAAAUCUUCGACAUCCGCCUAAAACGAUAAAGAGAGAGCUUUUUAUUGCUAAACAUUGUGAUUAUUUGAGGUUCAGGUGGUUAAAGUUUCGGCGUGAUGUUUGCAGGUAAAUGGAUCAGUGCGUAAGAAAGAUCUUAAAUAAGUUUUUAAAAAAUUAAUUGUUCUUUUUUAUCGAAGGAAAGAUCGUCUAAAUUUGAUAAAAGAAAUUUAGACGCUCAAAAUGUCAGUGCAAGAAAAAAUUCCAGCAGUAACAGAGAUUGGCAUCUCAAUGCAACGUUUCGGUUGGGUAGAUUACAUCACCUUUAUGUCUAUGUUAGGAAUAUGUUUAUUGGUUGGCAUGUAUUUUGCAUUAUAUAAAAAAUCAGAAACUGCUCAGGAUUAUCUGGUAGGCAGCAGAUCAAUGGGUGUAAUCCCUAUAGCUAUGUCACUGUUAGCCAGCUGGGUGAGUGGCAUAUCUCUUCUUGGCAUUCCUACAGAGGUGUAUGUUUAUGGAAUCCAAUAUAUUUAUAUUUUGGGUGGAUUUUUAAUAACAACCUUUCUUAUGGGAUCCAUAUUUCUUCCAGUCUUUCAAGGACUAGAAUUAACAUCAACCUAUGAGUAUCACGAACGGAGGUUUAGCAAAAGUGUCCGAUUAUUCGGAUCGAUAUUGUUUACAAUUAAAAUGCUAUCUUGGUUGCCGCUGGUUAUCUACGUCCCGGCACUUGCAUUUAAUCAAGUGACUGGAGUAAACGUACAUCUCAUCACACCAAUAGUUUGCAUAUUUUGUAUAUUUUAUACUUCAAUGGGGGGAUUAAAAGGAGUAGUGUGGACUGACGUCAUACAGCUCAUCUUAAUGUUUGGAGCUAUAAUUUUAGUGAUGGUAAAGGGAACCAUUGACAUCGGAGGAAUUGGAAAUGUUAUACAAAGAAAUUUGGACAGCAACAGACUAGAAGGUCCAAAUUUUGAUUUAGAUCCCUUAUCACGACACACUAUUUGGGCAUUGGUAAUUGGUGGAACAUUUUUCACAGUUCAAACUGCAGGAGUCAAUCAGAACAUGAUUCAGAGAUAUCUGUCAUUACCAUCUUUGAAACAAUCUAAAAAAGCACUAUGGGCGUUUUUAUUUGGAAUUUCGAUUCUAAUGAGUUUUGGUGUCUAUUGUGGAAUGCUCAUUUAUGCCACAUAUCACAAAUGCGAUCCACUAACAACCACACUAGCCAGAGAAAAAGAUCAACUGCUUCCACUACUAGUGAUGGAUAUUUUGGGGGAUUAUCCAGGACUUCCAGGAAUAUUCGUUGCAGGAAUUUUUAGUGCGGCUUUAAGCUCCUUGUCAACAGCAUUAAAUGCCAUGGCAGCUAUAGUUUUGGAAGACUUUUACAAACCGUUCUUCAGUAAGCAACUGAACGAAAAACAGUCAUUUAUUUUAAUGAAAUCUACAGUGAUCAUUACAGGAUUAAUAUGUAUUGGAUUGGUUUUUGUGGUAGAAAGAUUAGGUGCAGUCCUACAGCUUUCUGUAAGUAUAGGAUCGAUUGCUAAUGGUCCUUCAUUGGGCGUAUCUACAAUGGGAAUAUUAUUACCAUGGGUAAAUGCAAAGGGAGCAUUAAGUGGUGGAAUAUGUUCCUUAAUUUUUAUGAGCUGGUACUGUUUUAAAACUCAAAGUAUGAUUGCAUCUGGAGAUUUGAUAUUCCCAGAAAAACCAGUAUCUACUGAAGGCUGUCACUACGCAUUUCCACCGAAAAUGCCCAUUUUAAACAAUAUAACGCAUACAGAUGAACAGUUCAUGAUCUACAGACUGUCAUAUUUAUGGUACUGCCUAAUAGGAACUUUUGUAGCUGUGUUUGUGGGAUUACUAGUCAGCAUGGUAACUAAACCCACAGAUCCAAGAGAUAUAGAUCCAAAACUACUUGCACCAUUUAUACGGAAAAUAAUAAAACCGAGAAAGUAUUCUAAUGAACCAAAAGAUGGAAUAAUCUUUGCCUAUGGAUCUCCAACAAAGGUGUCUGACAACCACAGUGAGGACAAAAAAGCAGAUGUAAACAUUUAAAACAAAAUACAAAACAUGUUUUGUAAAUAAUAUUGUCUGUAGAUUUGGGUAUCUUAAAUAAUACAUUUUAUAUUCAAUGCUGCUUUAGUGGAUUAUUUGUUAUUAAAGUUUUUUUAAUAAAUAAUAUUAAAU